CCCAAGAUGGGCAGGCUAGUAGGCGAAGUGAGGCCAUAAAUGUCUGCGGAAGCUCUGAAGAAGCUUUCUUUCGAGAUAGCAGCAUCUGAGGAGGAAUCUGCGGCCCCGAUAGAACAACAAGAUGUGGCAUGCGGUCUGGAGAACUUGCCUGUCAGCUUGUGGCCUUUGGGGGCGGGGCCCAGGCCCAAACCUUUCCAGUAUACUCCUGAUCAUGUAGCUGGGCCUGGAACAGAGAUCGACCCCACAGAAAUAACCUUCCCUGGAUGUGCUUGCAUUGAAACUCCAUGUGUCCCUGGUACUUGCUCCUGUCUUCGCCACGAGAAUAACUACGAUGACAAUUUAUGCCUUAGGGAUGUGGGAUUGGAAGCAAAGUACGCCAGGCCGGUUUUUGAAUGCAAUGUUCUUUGCCAGUGUGGCGAGCACUGCAGAAACAGGGUGGUCCAGAAUGGACUACAAUUCCUUCUCCAGGUGUUCCAGACGGAAAAAAAAGGCUGGGGACUUCGGACCCUGGAAUCUAUACCCAAGGGAAGGUUCGUCUGUGAGUAUGCUGGGGAGGUGUUAGGAGUCUCUGAAGUGCAAAGAAGAAUUCACCUACAAACAACACAUGACCCAAAUUACAUCAUCGCCAUCAGGGAGCACAUUUACAAUGGACAAGUCAUGGAAACAUUUGUCGACCCUACCCAUGUAGGAAAUAUUGGGAGAUUCCUCAAUCAUUCUUGUGAACCAAAUCUGUUGAUGAUUCCCAUCCGAAUUGACUCAAUGGUACCUAAGCUGGCACUUUUUGCAGCCAAAGAUAUUUUGCCAGGAGAAGAACUCUCUUAUGACUAUUCAGGAAGAUUCCUUAAUCAAAUAAGCAGUAAAGACAAAGAAAGGAUAGAUUGUGGACCACCAAGAAAGCCUUGCUACUGUGGUGCCCAGUCAUGCACCACUUUCCUGCCCUAUGACAGUUCACUAUAUGGCCCCUUAGAAAAUCCAGGCACCAGGUAGGAAAGGAAGUCCUACCUGCUGGCCCCUUUGUGGACAGAAAUCAGAGGGAGCCAAGCAUUAAGUGAUUAAAUUCCAUCUGGGUUCAUCUCCUGCAAGCAACCUACUCUCAAGGGAAGGCUACUUCAUAGCCCACAUCUUGCUAAUCCCUGUAAGACAAGCGAUUGCCCAGCCCUGUCUCUGCCAAGUUCCCUAGAUUCAACUCAGCAAUAUGGCCCAGACUGUAGAAUGUCCAACAAUAUAUUCUUUUCCCAGAAUACUUGUAUUUGUACUAAAUGUGAAUAAGUAAAUAUAUUGGAACUAGCAGGAUACAAGUGAGAAAAGAUGACAAGUAUUUCUUCUUGGAAACCAGAAAUCAUACUUGAUGGCUGGAGUUAGAACAGCCAUCCUAAAGCCAGGAUGACCCUGGCAAAGGGUCAUUCAGAGCAAAUCAACAAGAUAGCUGGCACUGUAGGGAAUACUGCUAGUCCUGAGCUGAUGCCUCUGCACUUGGAGGUAAGGAGCCUACAAUGGUAAGCCAGCCACUGUUGCCUCACAUUUGAGCAAGAUCCCAGCCUCACUUUUCGGCUAGUUUUGCUGGCAAUAAAGCUGUUUGUCUUCUAUCA
Messenger RNA from Grammomys surdaster, 1589 nucleotides. Its product is annotated as histone-lysine N-methyltransferase SETMAR. The record is from RefSeq and is a predicted model, not a curated record. Gene Ontology annotation, molecular function: protein binding; zinc ion binding; histone H3K9 methyltransferase activity. The transcript is spliced from 2 exons. Lineage: Eukaryota; Metazoa; Chordata; Mammalia; Rodentia; Muridae. Bases 40 to 987 code for a protein of 315 amino acids. Gene Ontology annotation, cellular component: nucleus.